UUAUUUAAUCUUUCCAGUCAAGAAUUGAAUGAGGCACUUUCCUUUUUUAUAGCUGAAGUGCGUAAGGAAUCCGGUGAUAAUUAUAAACCAAAUACUUUGUAUGAGAUUAUUAUAUCUAUACAGCACUACCUUCGUCAGAAUGGACGUUUAAUAGCCUUUAUGGAUGAUCAAGAAUAUCAGGGUUUAAGAAGUGUUCUGAACAGUAAAAUGAAGGAGUUGUCGAGACUUGGACUGGGUAUUAAUACCAAGAAGUCAGAAGUUAUUACAAUAGAACAAGAAGAGAUUUUAUGGAGUAAAGGCUUGUUAGGUGAAAGUAACCCACAGCAGUUAUUGGAUACUCUUCUUUUCUUGUUUGGAUUACAUUUUGCACUGCGAGCUGCUCAAGAACACAGGAAUUUAAGGUUUGGUAUGAACACUCAAUUGUCUGUUAAGUAUGACUUAGAAGGUAAAAAAUAUCUGCAGUACAUAGAAGAUGUUUCAAAGACAAACCAAGGUGGUUUGGAUCACAGGAAAGUCAGUCCUAAAAUGACAAGAGCUUAUGAAAAUUCUAACCUAUUAAGAUGUCCAGUUAGAUUAUAUGAAAAGUAUAUAGCUCUGCGUCCAAAAGACGGUACAGUAGAUGCAUUUUAUUUGCGUCCCAAGAAGAUGCCAUGCUCUGAUGUUUGGUACUGUGAUUCUCCUGUAGGAACUCAUACCAUACAGUCCACUGUUAAACGUUUA
Molecule: messenger RNA, 720 nt
Organism: Lottia gigantea (owl limpet)
Lineage: Eukaryota; Metazoa; Mollusca; Gastropoda; Lottiidae
Exons: 1
Source: RefSeq, a predicted model, not a curated record